This is a messenger RNA of Guyanagaster necrorhizus, 253 nucleotides long. RefSeq lists its product as uncharacterized. The transcript is spliced from 3 exons. Lineage: Eukaryota; Fungi; Basidiomycota; Agaricomycetes; Agaricales; Physalacriaceae. Bases 32 to 226 code for a protein of 64 amino acids. The record is from RefSeq and is a predicted model, not a curated record.
AGCCAGUCAGAGCAGCGUCUCCCUCAUCCUCAUGUCAGAAAUUCAAGUAUACAACCACACCGAUGGUAAGGUAUACGUCGGUACACGGCUAAACCGCUUCACCACAAUGAUCAAUGGAGUGGGCUAUUAUAUCCUUCAGUUUUCCGAUAAACGGACUUUUCGCUGCCCCAUCACCGAUUGUAGAGAUGCGCCUGCUGGGACGCCUUUAACCACUCGCCUAAACUAGACGCCUCCAGUCAUGGAACUACUUAAC